AGAACAUUUUGGGUAAAACGCGUGAAAGGGGUAAAAGAACAUAGUAGGUGUUAUUCGUGGAAGCGAAUCAUCGUCUUUGAUGAACCCAAUGUUUCAGUAGGAUCUAAUUUUCAGAGGUUUUGCCAAAAGAACAAAUUUGAAGCAAUUGUUUUUGUGAGCAAACUUUAAUUCCUUCCGAUCUCUUGAAAAUCAAUUUUCGAUUUUGGGAUCAGUGGGAAUGGAGAAGGUGAUGAACAUUCUGAAGCCGAAGCCAAAUCCGCAACAACUAUUGAGGGAUUGGCAGCGCAGGCUUCGUCAGGAGUGUCGCAACAUUGAGCGCCAAAUUCGCGAUAUACAGAGAGAAGAAAAAAAUGUGCAGAAGGCGAUCAGAGAAGCUGCAAAGAGAAAUGACAUGGGUUCCGCAAAGGCACUUGCCAAGGAACUUGUGAGAUCUAGGAAAACUGUUAACCGUCUUUAUGAAAAUAAAGCACAAAUGAAUUCUAUAUCAAUGCACCUUGGGGAGAGCGUUGCAAUUGCUCGUACAGUGGGACAUCUGUCAAAAAGUGCUGAGGUUAUGAAGCUUGUCAAUAAUCUCAUGAAGGCUCCCGAAAUGGCUGUGACAAUGCAAGAGUUCAGCAAAGAAAUGACUAAGGCAGGAGUUAUCGAGGAGAUAGUAAAUGAUGCUGUGGACUCAGCACUAGAUUCUGAGGAUAUAGAAGAUGAGAUAGAAGAAGAAGUCGAUAAAGUGUUGACCGCAAUAGCCGGUGAGACAGCUGCACAACUUCCUGAAGCUGUGAGGAAAGAAAGGGUGAAACAACCUGGUCAAAGUGUUGGAGCCUCAGAGGAAGAGGCUAUAGCAGAGGGUGUUGAUGAUGAGGAAGAAAUGGAAGAAAUUAGGGCCCGACUUGCUAAAGUUAGAUCAUAAGCAAGUAUUCUAAUCUCACACCUCUACUUGUACUCUGGUGUGUUUUAAGAGAUUGAGAUGUUGACAGGUUUGUAUCCUAUUUGUUGAAACAGACAAUUGAUAAAUCUAAUGGGUAAUAUAUUGUGAAGGGAGGUUCGUAUGUAAUUACACCCGUUCUUGCAAAAUGUCUCAAGCUGUAGUUUUUUUUUGCUGUGACAA
Molecule: messenger RNA, 1102 nt
Organism: Vigna unguiculata (cowpea)
Lineage: Eukaryota; Viridiplantae; Streptophyta; Magnoliopsida; Fabales; Fabaceae
Product: vacuolar protein sorting-associated protein 24 homolog 1
Biological process (GO): vacuolar transport
Source: RefSeq, a predicted model, not a curated record